Messenger RNA from Lodderomyces pseudojiufengensis, 3093 nucleotides. RefSeq lists its product as uncharacterized. Gene Ontology annotation, biological process: positive regulation of TORC1 signaling. Gene Ontology annotation, molecular function: protein binding. Bases 1 to 3093 code for a protein of 1030 amino acids. The transcript has a single exon. Lineage: Eukaryota; Fungi; Ascomycota; Pichiomycetes; Serinales; Debaryomycetaceae. The record is from RefSeq and is a predicted model, not a curated record. Gene Ontology annotation, cellular component: cytoplasm.
AUGGCUGGUUCAAUAACACGAGCCCUUAAUUGGGAUGAUGUGUAUGAACAACAAUUCAUAGCCGUUACACCUGUUGGAGAUGAAGUAAUACUUUACCAAACUAAUCAUGAAAGCACAACUUCUGAAUCAAAUUCUAUGAUUCAACUACUGUCUAGGUCAGGAUUCGACGCAAUUCAAUGUUCCUCAUAUUCAAAAGUUAAACAAGGAAUAAUUGGAGUUGGUUCAUCAGAUGGGACAAUUUCGGUUUUUGACAUAUCUAAUCCUUCAUUACCUACUUUGCAUCUACGACCAAAACAAGCUAGAGUAUGUAAUUCAAUAUCUUUUAAUGAUUCCAACUCCAUUGUUGCGGGUUAUGAAAAGGGAAAAUCAGAUAAUUCCUUACAGAUUUGGGAUAUAGAAGAAUACGCAUCCGAAACAUUAAAUAAUUUUAACGGAAUAUCUCAUGAAAGACGUCCAAUAUCAUCAUACAUUCCAAAUGAAAGUAUACUAUCAGCAAUAUAUUAUGAAGAUAAUUCCACUAGUAUUUUAUGUGGAACUAAUAAAUAUUUAAGAGAAAUUGAUACUAGAACGGACCAACCUAUAUUUCAACUAGCUACUAAAUGUACAUUGGGUAUUAUAAUUGAUCCCUUUCAACCUCACUUUUUUCAAUCAUAUAGUGAUGAUGGUUCGCUAUCUAUAUGGGAUAGAAGAAAAUUGACAAAUAAUCAAAGGCAACUAAAAUCAUCAAGCUCAAGCUCUACUACUACAAUAGAAAGCCCUAUCUUGCAUUUCAGUAAAUUACUUCAGGAUUCUACAUUAAAUAAAAAUGUUCGCCCUUGUGUUAGAUAUUCAUCGACACGAAGGGGUGAAUUUUCUGCUAUUUUCAACGGUGACUUAAUCAGAAGAUGGCAUACAGGUGUUGUUCCUUCUGACAGAAUCGCAUCAACUGCAACCUCAGCAUCAUCAACAAAUCACAAAUCAACCGAAAAUACAAUUCUACAAAACUUGACUCAACAAUCUGCUAACCUUUACAAACCUAAUGAUGAAUCCCUUUUUGUUUCAAUGGUCUUAGAUGUCAAAACCGAUUAUGAAAAGGUUGUGUCAUAUGAUUAUUCACCUGAUAUUUUAUCUUUGACAUCGACUAACUUUGUUUGCAUGAGACAAUCAGGUACGGUGUUUCGAAUGCCAGUCGUUGAGUCCAUUGAAGCUAUGGAUUUUAAUCCUAAAAAUGAAUUUACUAUUGUUGGUCCUGAAGGUCUUAUGACCAAAUUUUUAUCAACCGACAAAAUUCAAAAUGAUAUUUUAAAUUCAAGUAAUAAAAUUGAUAAGUACGCGCAAAUUGGGAACUUAUCUUUAGAUGACCGAUACAGAGAAAACCUUAGUAGUGUUGAUGAUGAAAAUUUGGACUUAGCAACUAGUACCAAUGACGAUGGCAGUGUGAUAGAAAAUAAUAUAAUAAGAAAAAAUCAAUUAUCUUCUCAUAAUGAGGGGUUUGAAUAUCCAUUGGACGCUUAUGUUGACUCAAACGCAAUUUAUACUAAUGAUAUUUGCUACAUCAUUCGAAAUAGAGUUUCGAUGGGGUACGGGGUUAAUCCAGAUAAAAACAUAGAGAUUUUAGAGGAAUUAGAUCCAAAUGAUAAUCAACUAGCUUUAAGGCAUUUUUGGAAAUGGCUCUCUCUUGCCAAGAAGGCAUUAGACAAAGGAACAAUGAUAUCGGACGGGAUAGAUCUUGGAUAUCAAGGUGUACAGGGAAUUUGGAAUGGAGUUGAUGCUUUGAAUAAUCAAAACAGAGUUAUAGCUAAAAGUGAUAAAAUUAGCGAAUCUUGGUUUACUCAAGCUGUGAAAUCAAUUAUAGCAGGCAAAGGUAAAAAAUUCAUUGGUAUACAUAUACCAGAAGAUAGUGAGAAAAAAGCACAAAGAAAACUAUGUUUGAUCGUAUCAGGUUGGUACUUGACUGAAAUUGAAUUUGAAGAAAAACUUCAAUUACUUAUAUCCUUGGGUUAUAUCUCAAAAGCUGCUGGCUGGGCUGUAUUUCAUGGAAAUGUUUCAAAAGCAAUUGAAAUUUUGAGUAAUUCCAAAAGGGAAAAAUUAAGAUUAAUGGCAACUGCAGUAGCUGGGUAUUUGGCUUACAAAAAUACUAAUGUAAAUAGCCCAUGGAAAGAUCAAUGUCGAAAAAUGGCAUCAGAAUUGGAUGACCCUUAUUUGAGGGCUAUAUUUGCAUUUAUUGCAGAUGAUGAUUGGUGGGAUGUAUUAGAUGAACACUCAUUACCAUUAAGAGAAAGAAUUGGAGUUGCGAUCAGAAAUUUAUCAGAUAAAGAUUUAUCAGUAUACCUUAAUAGGAUUGCAGAUACUGUUGUUCAUAAAGGGGAAUUAGAGGGUUUGAUUUUGACAGGGAUUACCCCUAGAGGAAUAGAUCUAUUACAAAGUUAUGUUGACAGAACUAGUGAUGUACAAACAGCAGCAUUAAUUUCUGCAUUCGCGUGUCCCAGAUAUUUUGUUGAUGACAGGGUUAAACAUUGGAUUGACUGCUAUAGAUCUAUGAUGAAUAGUUGGAGUAUGUUUAGUUAUAGAGCAAAAUUCGAUGUUAAUCGAACAAAAUUGUCAAGAACAUUUGAUGGUCAUGCAUCGAUAAAGGCAACUCCCAAACAAGUAUAUUUGCAGUGUAUAAGAUGCAAUAAAAAUAUAUCAAAACCAAAAAAUGCAAUAAAUAAUUCCAUUUCAUCAACAAAUAAUAGUUAUUCCAAUUCAACAACAUUACUGUCAAAUUAUAACACUGUUAAUAAUCAAGUAUUAUUGAAACAAUUUUCCAAAACAAAUAAUAAAAAGAAUGAAUUAUUAAAUCUGUGUCCUCAUUGUGGUGCUCCUUUACCAAGAUGCUCAAUUUGUUUAAUGUCAUUAGGAUCUGAAAUUGAUACUGAUUUUAAUAAAAAAAGUAAUAACUUUAAUUCAAAUUCAUCAAUGAUAAAGAAAAAAAUUGAUAAAAAUUUUAAAAGUUGGUUUAGUUUUUGUUUAAGUUGUAAUCAUUGUUAUCAUGCUUUUCACGCUGAAGAAUGGUUUUCAACUCAUUAUGUAUGUCCAGUCCCAGAUUGUGAAUGUCAAUGUAAUAGUAAAUAA